Molecule: messenger RNA, 4223 nt
Organism: Phacochoerus africanus (Common warthog)
Lineage: Eukaryota; Metazoa; Chordata; Mammalia; Artiodactyla; Suidae
Gene: NUAK1
Product: NUAK family kinase 1
Exons: 7
Coding region: 239-2239 (666 amino acids)
Biological process (GO): protein phosphorylation; intracellular signal transduction; microtubule cytoskeleton organization
Cellular component (GO): cytoplasm
Molecular function (GO): tau-protein kinase activity; ATP binding; protein serine/threonine kinase activity
Source: RefSeq, a predicted model, not a curated record
GCAGCUCGCCGCGGCCGGUGGGCGGUGCGCGGAUCGUGAGCGCCGGGGGCGCCAGAUGUGCAGUCCCCGCAGCCGCCAGUGACCCAGCCGCAGCCCGGGCGGGAGCGGGCUGCUUCCUCAAUGCUGCGGGGGCGACCUUGAGCGCGCCCCGGUUUCCCUCCGCGGGCACCCCGACACCGCGAGCGCUGUGCCCGGUCCUGCCCUGCCCUCUCCUGCCGGGUUCGCCCCGCGUUCGGACAUGGAGGGGGCCGCUGCGGCCGCGGCCGGGGACGGCCCGGACUUGGGGCUGGGGACGCCGGGCUCUCCCCCGGAGGCGGGGGCGGGGGCGACCGCAGCCCCCGCGGCGGCGGCCCCGGAGCCCAGGAAGCCGCACGGGGUGAAGCGGCAUCACCACAAGCACAACUUGAAGCACCGCUACGAGCUGCAGGAGACCCUGGGCAAAGGCACCUACGGCAAAGUCAAGAGGGCCACCGAGAGGUUUUCGGGCCGAGUGGUUGCUAUAAAAUCCAUCCGUAAGGACAAAAUUAAGGAUGAACAAGACAUGGUUCACAUCAGACGAGAGAUUGAGAUCAUGUCAUCCCUCAGCCAUCCUCAUAUCAUCAGUAUUUAUGAAGUGUUCGAGAACAAAGAUAAGAUUGUGAUCAUCAUGGAGUACGCCAGCAAAGGGGAGCUAUACGAUUACAUCAGCGAGCGGCGCCGGCUCAGCGAGCGGGAGACCAGGCACUUCUUCCGGCAGAUCGUCUCCGCCGUGCACUAUUGUCACAAGAACGGCGUGGUCCACCGGGACCUGAAGCUGGAGAAUAUACUGCUCGAUGACAACUGUAAUAUCAAGAUUGCUGACUUUGGGCUUUCCAACCUGUACCAGAAGGACAAGUUCUUGCAAACAUUUUGCGGGAGCCCACUCUACGCCUCUCCUGAAAUCGUCAACGGGAGACCUUACCGAGGGCCAGAGGUGGACAGCUGGGCCCUGGGCGUGUUGCUUUACACUCUCGUUUAUGGAACAAUGCCCUUCGAUGGUUUCGAUCACAAAAACCUCAUUCGUCAGAUCAGCAGCGGAGAGUACCGGGAGCCCACCCAGCCCUCAGAUGCUCGAGGACUCAUUCGGUGGAUGCUGAUGGUGAACCCCGACCGCCGGGCCACCAUCGAGGACAUCGCCAACCACUGGUGGGUAAACUGGGGCUACAAGAGCAGCGUCUGCGACUGCGAUGCCCUUCACAGCUCUGAGUCCCCACUGCUGGCCCGCAUCAUCGACUGGCACCACCGCUCCACGGGGCUGCAGGCGGAGGCGGAUGCUAAAGUGAAGGGCUUGGCCAAACCCGGGGCCCCUGAGGUCGUGCUGGAGCGGCAGCGGUCACUGAAGAAGUCCAAGAAAGAGAACGACUUUGCUCAGUCCGGCCAGGACGCGGUGCCCGAAAGCCCAUCCAAGUUGAGUUCCAAGCGGCCCAAAGGGAUCCUGAAGAAGCGGAGCAACAGCGAGCAUCGCUCUCACAGCACUGGCUUCAUCGAAGGCGUCGUCAGCCCCGCCUUGCCCCCCACCUUCAAGAUGGAGCAGGACCUGUGCCGGACAGCCGUGCCCCUGCCCAGCUCCCCCGAGGCAGAGGUGCCGGGCAAACUCAGCCCUAAGCAGUCGGCCACAAUGCCCAAGAAAGGCAUCCUGAAAAAGACCCAGCAGAGAGAAUCGGGUUACUACUCGUCCCCGGAGCGCAGCGAGUCUUCGGAGCUGUUAGACACUAACGAUGGGCUGGGUGGCCCCGUCCCGUCCCCGAGCCCCCCAGACGCAGCCAGGGCGCCUCCCCACAGCCUCUCCUGCCGCAGGAAGGGCAUCUUGAAACACAGCAGCAAGUACUCAGCAGGCACUAUGGACCCGGCCCUGGCCAGCCCCGAAAUGCCCACACUGGAAUCCUUGCUGGAGCCCGGCGUCCCCGCCGAGGGCCUCUCCCGGAGCUACAGCCGGCCUUCCAGCGUCAUCAGCGACGACAGCGUCCUGUCCAGCGACUCCUUUGACUUGCUCGACUUGCAGGAGAAUCGCCCCGCCCGCCAGCGCAUCCGCAGCUGCGUCUCUGCCGAGAACUUCCUCCAGAUCCAGGACUUUGAGAGGCUCCAGAACCGGCCCCGGCCCCAGUACCUGAAGCGGUACCGGAACCGGCUGGGAGACAGCAGCUUCUCCCUCCUCACAGAUAUGGACGAUGUGACUCAGGUCUACAAGAAAGCGCUGGAGAUCUGUAACAAACUCAACUAGCUCCCCCGGGGCGCAGGGGCGGGUUGGGGUGGGUACGAGGGAGGAGUCGGGGCAGUGGCUAGGCUGAGGAGCCAGUUACCUCUUGCUGGCCGUGACAAUAGACUGAAGAAGGAUUGGGGAGGUCUUGCUUUGGCUCUGUUUGCAGCCUUGAGCAGCGCCUACAAGAGAGAAGUGGGCUCUCUGCCAGUCCUGCCUCCUGCCAGUCAGAAUGUGGAUCCUAAUUGGCAUUUGCUUGACGGCACCUCCUUGAGGACCAGCUGUCCAGGGGAGGUGGUGUUGGCCGGCACUUAGCGGGCAGGGAGGAAGCAUAUGGGUGAGGAAGCAUCUCCCUAGAAGUCGUCCACAUGCUUCUGGAGGAGGGGCCAGACAGACUGGGGCCAUCUGCUUUGAGGGAACUCAGCUUGUUCCUUCUGUCCUCACAUUAGCAGGCUUGGUCUGACCGCAGGAGGUCGGCAGGCAUGUAGAUUUCAGCUAGCCGAGCUUGGGUCGGUGAUCGAUUGAUAGUGGCUGCUGGGUGUGCUGGUUGGCGUGGCCCAGACAGGUGGGAGGAGUGCUGUGAUUGAAUAGUAAGGGCUGCCGUGGGGAUGGGAAGUGGGGCAAUAGCACUCACGCCUCCUACGUGCCAUCCUUGACCUGGCUGAGCCCUGGGAAGGGUUAGUGUUGACAUAGAUCCUGUGGGAUAUCUGUUAUCUCUUUGAUGCCACUCGGGUGGCAUGUGUUAGUUUGCUCCUCUACCUUGAAUGGAAGACAGGGCCUGGGUGAGAGAGAGAAUGCGCUGAACACUGCUAAGGACUGCUAAGUCAGCCCAUGGUGCUCUUCUGGCUUCUUGUUGUCUGCCUCUUCUUUCCUGGUGUGUGCCUGGCUCUUCAGCACAACCUCCCGAGGGUGGGCAGGGAAAAGGAUGGUGGUGUCAGAGGUCAGAUCUAUGGUGUAGAACAUCUCAGGACCCUCUGUGGUCUUUGCGUGGAUGAAUGGACAUUGAGCCACACCGGCAAGGGGGCAAGGGGGCAAGGGGGCAACUCGUCUGUUUAACAUCUCAAUAUUAACUGGAACGCCGCCUCGCAGGGUCUCACCUGCAUGAAUGCUUUGAAUGGGGGGCGAUACUGUCCGUAAUCUCCAAGGAGUAGCUGGCUCAGCCAUUUACCCCUGUUUACUCGUGGCAGAAAACAGUGGUUUUCCCAUCCACUGAGUGUAGACUCUCCUCCAAGGCAGGCGAAUUUGCUUGCAGGGAGUUGGUGUGUUGGUGGGAUAUUUGGAGGAAAGGAAAGUCAGGCAGAAGGUGUUUUCCCCCCCAGAUCUAGGUAGUCUCUGUCAUGAGUUUGAAGUCCUAGGCUUCGGGGGCCAAAGUUCCAGCCAUUGAACUGAGUAAGGUGCUGAAAGAGCAGAGUGGGUUGGGAGGGAGCGUGCAGGAGAGGAAAGCUUUCCUUAGAAGUCCUCAGAUGGUUUGGGGGGCGGGGGAGGGCAGAGGAGGAGUGGGACAGGGCUCUUACCUUAAAAAGUAACGUAACUGGGCAUUUAAUCUGGACCCAUAAUCUGACUGUCUGGAAGUUAAGAGAUGACUCCCACAGCAGGACAUCUUCAGGUACUGAGUUUGGAAUGACGGUCUCAUGUGGGACUUUGGGCCGAUUUCUCAUUCUCCUGGGCCUGGCAAAGGGACCCUCUUCUUUCAAGACGGCCCACUAGCUAGCCACCUAGAUAUUUAAGGAGGACUUGUCUUGGAGGUAUUUUGGGGGAAAACCAAGAGAUAAUAGUUCAUGGGGAGAUGAGAAGGAAUUCACCUUCAGGCACAAAGAGCAUUCCUUAGAAUAAAACUGCCCUUUCCCUAAGGAGAUGGCUCCAUUUCUCCGCUUGCCACCAGCACUGGGGUCUUGGCUUGUGUUUUCCUUCUGGUUGAGCUGGGCAGGGUCCUAUGGGAAGCUUCUCGGUCUCCUUUCAUGCAAUUCCACCUCCACCCUCAACUCCAAUGUAGGGUCAAAGGGGGAAA